Molecule: messenger RNA, 1053 nt
Organism: Salarias fasciatus (jewelled blenny)
Lineage: Eukaryota; Metazoa; Chordata; Actinopteri; Blenniiformes; Blenniidae
Product: leukotriene B4 receptor 1-like
Exons: 2
Coding region: 1-1053 (350 amino acids)
Biological process (GO): immune response; positive regulation of cytosolic calcium ion concentration; calcium-mediated signaling
Cellular component (GO): external side of plasma membrane; membrane
Molecular function (GO): C-C chemokine receptor activity; C-C chemokine binding
Source: RefSeq, a predicted model, not a curated record
AUGAACCACUCAGCAGAGCCGUCUCCUGUGGAAGCUCCCGAGGAGUUUGACGGCUGGAUGGGCCUCGUUUGUCUGGUCCUGGCUCUGUCUUUCACGGUCGGAGCCCCGGGGAACCUGCUGGUGAUCUGGACCAUCCUGAGACACGUCAAGCAGAACGCCCACGUUGUGGUGCUCAUCCUCCACCUGGCUGCGGCAGACCUGCUGGUCCUCGUCACCCUGCCUCUGUGGAUCUACUCUCUGAUGGACACGUGGGUGUUUGGAGCGGCUUUCUGCAAGGCCUUGGUGUACAUUAUCAACGAGUGUAUGUUCAGUAGCAUCUUCUUCAUCACCCUCAUGAGCGUGGAACAGUUUCUCGCCAUCUGUCAUCCCUUUGUUAUGUUGCGCUGGAAGAACAGCAGGACUCUGAACUGGUGUCUGGUGGUUUUGUGGCUCGAUGCUUUACUUUCAGGGGUGCCCGUCUUGCUCACCCAGACUUUGGAUGGAUUUGAUGGAACAGAGCAGUGUUUGUACAGUGAGUUUACCUCUAUGACUCAUGAAAUAAUACAGUUCUGCCUGCAGACCUCGGUGGGCUUUGUAAUUACCUCCGCCAGGAGGUUAUUUCCUUUUAUUACUCUCAGUAUCUGUUACUGUCGAGUGUCUGCACAGCUCAACAAAAUGAGCUUCAACUCAAAACCAAAAUCCAUGGCUCUAAUCCUGGUUGUGGUGGUUGGUUUCACACUGUGCUGGUUCCCUUACCACCUCGUAAACAUCGUCGACCUGGCUUGCACCCUGGGAUCAGGUGUGGAGCAUCAGUAUUUACCCGGGAAUUUGGUCUCCUGCUCUGGUGCCCUUGUUUUCAUCAGCAGCGCAGUCAACCCCAUGCUGUAUGCUUUUUUUUCAAGAAACCUACGAGGAGGCUUGGUGGAGUCCCCACUGGUCAGGCUGUUCCAAGACAUGGCCGUUCACACAAGCAGACUGAAUGAGCUGUCACUGCCUCAACAGGCGAGCCAGAGGGCAGCAGACACCCAGGAAGAGCAGGUGGCUGUCUGCCUAAUAAAAACUGUGAAUCCCUGA